Molecule: messenger RNA, 1795 nt
Organism: Carassius gibelio (silver crucian carp)
Lineage: Eukaryota; Metazoa; Chordata; Actinopteri; Cypriniformes; Cyprinidae
Exons: 4
Coding region: 69-953 (294 amino acids)
Biological process (GO): immune response
Cellular component (GO): membrane
Molecular function (GO): tumor necrosis factor receptor binding
Source: RefSeq, a predicted model, not a curated record
UCGGAGUCAAGCAGGUCUUGCAUGAGCAAAGCAGGAAACGACACUGGAUCGACUGGACUGAGAGCCUAAUGUUUUCAAAGUAUCGAUACUCCACGAGUAGGCUGUUUAUUUUGGGCGUAGAAGAAAACACGUGGGAGAAAUAUACAUAUAUAUUGAGGUGUCUGAGAGCAUGGAGCGGCGCUUUUAAACGGUCCGUUAUGGAGAUGACAAGCGAGGAGGCAGCCUGUCAGGUCCACGCAGUUUUCAUGGAGCCCGAGCCCGAGCCCGUGAGCCGUCUGAGGGCAAAGUACCACUCACUGCGGAGACAAGUGUGCCUCAUCCAGUCCAUCAGCGUGCUCUUGUGCUUCAGCUGCUGCGUGUUCACGCUCCUGUAUCACGCGUUCCCGCCGACCUCCAAGGAAAAUGGAACCAAGGAGACAGCUACAUUUGGAAUGCAGUAUCAAGGUGUUGAAUGGCAUAGCAGAGAAAAAACAAUCCAAACACAAAGAAUCACAUCUUUCACUCGUUUGACAGUUCAAGACAAUGCCAACUUCACUAAAAAUGAAGGAUAUUUGCCGUGGAUGGAUACACCAGAGUAUCCGACACCAAACAAUAGCAGAUACUUCAUCCUGGAUGACAAUAAUGAAUCUCUGAAAGUCCUUCGCGAUGGAACAUACAAGGUUUCUCUUCAGAUUACGUACAAAAAAAUAUUCAGCGAAAACACAAGUGAAAUAUUUCUGCAACAUGAUAUUCGUCAUUGUACUGAGGCAUAUGAUGGAGCCCUGACCCUCCUCGUCCACUGUGAAACAGUCAACCUCAAAUACUGGACGAAAACUCUGUUCUCUGAGGGUAUUUUUUCUCUCAAAGCUGGGGACAGACUCAAGGUGUGGUCCAACAAUCGGAAACUCAUUGACUUUAAAGGGCAAAUUUCGCAAAAAACAGCCUUUGUGGCAUAUCCUCAUUUUUCCACAUGAGGAUAUGGUGAAUAUAGAAUUCACUAAAAAGGCCAUUUCUUCUAUAGCUUUGCAUAAAAAUCAAAAGGGCUGCCAUGAAGUAUCAUAUUCAUCUGAAAGGACCUUGUGGUCUAAACACAUUCCUCUUCUGUCAACAUAAUAAUUUGAAUCUCAGAUUUAUUUGUAUAAUCAAUAGCAGAGGUAUGUACAGAAUAAAACCUUUAUGAAAAAAAUACUGUUGUACAGUAAUGGUGUCACAAGGUAAUACCAGGGUACUUUGAUAUCAUCUAUGGUACUGAAAAUCAUUCCUUCUAACAGUAUUUUUUGGUAUUUUCUUUUGUAUGAGAAGACUGCUCUGCUUCACGGCUGGGGACAAAAGAGGCAUUGGCUUGGGUUUUUAAAACAUUUUUAAGCACUACAACUGUGGAGGAAUUGUAAUUUAAUAAUGAAAUUGUAUUUUUGAUGCAUUUUGAUUGAACUUGGUAUGAAAAUAUACUGUUGUAUGCAUUAAAAUACUGCAUAUUAUAUUAUUUAUGCUAUUGUAAUAUGCUUUUGUAUGUUAUUAUAGUCAGAUUAAGGAUUUGGGCUGUUAAUGCAAAGGUUACAGGUUCAGUAACAUUACGGAUUGAAGAGAGUGGUCAAUACCCUGUAUUGCUCUGUUCCCUAGUGAGUUUUUGAGGUGCAUCGUGGUUGCUGUCAUUGGAAUUUGUAGGCUGUAAGUUACUUUGUAAUGAAUAGGUUUGCAAUCACCAAAUAUGACCUUUAUAAUGAUUUGUAUUAAAGAUUGUUUCAUGUAUUUGAAUACAUCUUCAUACUGACAUCAUUCUUUGACCAUGAAGAAUCAAUAAAUACUAUUACAUAAA